CUUUCUAGCAGGCAAAGCUAUUUGUCUUUCAUUCUAUUUAUCUGUUCAUUGUUGUAACUGGUAUCAAAGCACCGUUGCCUUUAAAGUGCCUUUAAGGUGCAUCGUCAAAGCCAUGUUUUGUUAUGUAUUGCUUUCGUAUGUGCCUUUGUAAAUCUAUCUAUCAUCAGAACCUGUACGACUUGUCGGUUUUAUAACCUGACUGACUCUCUAACUGACUGUGGUUAGUAGCUAACAAACUGUCUAACUGCUAACUAACUGCUGCUUAACCGUGUAUGUGGAAUAAACCUUCAGAAAGACAGUCGAGUUGUGCCCGCCGUACUUGUUCUGGUUACCCUUUCCAGAGGGGAGUAUUGAGCUGGAAAGACCAACCAGCAGAAAUCUGGACAGUUAUAAAACCGUUGUUGGCAACGUAUCAGUGCAGUACGGACAGCCGAGCGGAGGACGACAAUCGUGGAGCACCAGGACGCUGGUGAAGCGAAUCAGUCGUGAAUUACUAAAGAGGAGAAGCUGGAACAGAAGAGCCAACGCAGCCGUGAAUAAGGUUGCGCACUUGGAAUUCAGAGCUCUUCUGGGCGAAGAGCCUCACAGAGGAGAAGCCGGAACAAAGAGCCAACGCAGCCGUGAAUAAGGUUGUGCACUUGGAAUCCAGAGCUCUUCUGGGCGAAGAGCCUCACAGAGGAGAAGCUGGAACAGAAGAGCCAACGCAGCCGUGAAUAAGGUUGUGAGGAUUGCACAAGGAACAAAGAGCUCUUCUGGGCGAAGAGCCUCACAGACUGUGACAUUGAGACGUCGACAGUUGGGGGCGUUGACAUUCGUGUGCCAAAAAGACGUGUCGUUUGCAAAGAACUGAAUCCUUUGAACAAGUCACUGGCAACGAACCAGAGAGUCAAAUCAUUUGAACAAUUCCGGAGUUCAAAGAACAAAAAUGGCAGACGACAAGCCAGACCUGGAAGACCUACAACGGAAGCGAUCAAAUGCACAGCGGAGCCUAACGACGCGUAUAAACUGCCUUAAUUUCAAAGCUGGUCGUCUAGGCACAGGAAAAUUGUCGCAAGAGUUGGCAGGGUUGGAAAACGACUAUGAUACUUUCGUCGGCGCCUGCAGUGAAUAUAUCGAAGAACUGGAACAGAUAGACUCAACGGACGACAACUGUGAGUUAAGACACACUCUGACAAAGAGGGACGCCAUUGGGCAAAGGUACCAUGAGACAAUGGAAAUGUUGUGGUUUAAGGAUGCUGAGCCAGAAAUAAGCACCCUUGUGGCACGGUUCAAUUUAGCUUUCGACCAGGCCGAGGUACUCGGCAGGAAAAGCGCACUACAGCGGUGUCAGCAAGAGGCCAGAAGGAAGGGACUGGAUCAAGAACUCCACGAACUCAGAGACACUGUGCAUGUUUGGAGAGACUAUCAGCCAUACGGGAAAGAAAAGUGGAGACUCCUUUUAACAUUGGAAAUUAAAAAGGAGGAACUGAUGGAUGAGUGGUCAUGCUGCCGGGAUAACAAACGGGGAGAUGGGCAUACCCGACCUGUAGCUCGUGCUAGUACCACCCCACCUGUUCGCACCCACUCGGCUAUUAGGCAGGGCACCGUAGCUGGCACCAGUCCCCCUCAUCAACCUCCUCAACAGCCUCAACAACCUAACUAUGGACCCACUGUCAGCUUUACUCAGCCUCCAACCCUCACCAGUACACCACCGAAGUUUCACACUGCUCCCACCAACACCAGCAUGGGACAAAGGGGAACUGUGCCCACCAGCAACUUUGGUACAGUCACAGGGGGAGAAGACAGCUCUCAGUGGGCCCGACCCAAAGCAAAGAUCACUCCGAUUAGCUUGCCUAAGAUUUCUGGGAGCAGGACGGCUGACUGGGAGAGUAUCCAGGCGCAAGUGGGUCCCACAGAGUCCUUUGAAGAGGAGCAGAAGAAACUGAAGGGUCAAGUGACAGAGUUACAGAAAGUAACGGAAGUCAAUGUCAAGAAGGUAGAGGAGCAGAGUGAACUGAGGGCCGAGAUGUCUGAGCUCAGCAGGGAGCUGAGCUCUGAAAGAAAUCAGGAGAAUCUCACUGAGCUUCAGUCUGACUUCUACCAGAAAGAGUCAGAAGAAGAAGAGUCCACUCUGCAUCAAGGCCUCAAGGCACCAGAAGAGACCCAAACUGCAGAGCUGCAGGGGACCUUGGUGCAAAGUCAGGAGAAUCUCACUGAGCUUCAGUCUGACUUCUACCAGAAAGAGUCAGAAGAAGAAGAGUCUACCCUGCAUCAAGACCUCAAGGCACCAGAAGAGACCAGAACUGCAGAGCUGCAGGAGACCUUGGUGCAAAAUCAGGAGAAUCUCACUGAGCUUCAGUCUGACUUCUACCAGAAAGAGUCAGAAGAGUCUACUCUGCAUCAAGACCUCAAGGCACCAGAAGAAAGACUGAGCUUAGCACAGGAGGACUUGGCUACCAACACCAGCCAACUCCUGCUAACCACACCACUGCUAACUCCAAACCAGACAGGUUUGGAGGCUCAGACAAAGGAACUGAAGAGAAGCCACAGCUCAUUGGAGCCAGAGCUCACUGAACAAGAGCAGAAGCACCUGGUGAUACUGCCUUUAGAGAGCAGACUUUCUGAGAAAAUGCUAACACAGUGGCUUGCGCAUGGGAGCAGCCCCAAGAACUAUGCCUUCCAGGGAAACCAUUUCGAGAAGCUCUUAUUGUUCCUGGCGCCUUUUCCUCCACAACACCUGUGGAGCAAAAAGGUGUGAUUCCUGUGAGG
Molecule: messenger RNA, 2748 nt
Organism: Solea solea (common sole)
Lineage: Eukaryota; Metazoa; Chordata; Actinopteri; Pleuronectiformes; Soleidae
Product: rac guanine nucleotide exchange factor JJ-like
Exons: 2
Coding region: 926-2737 (603 amino acids)
Source: RefSeq, a predicted model, not a curated record